Molecule: messenger RNA, 3106 nt
Organism: Drosophila serrata
Lineage: Eukaryota; Metazoa; Arthropoda; Insecta; Diptera; Drosophilidae
Gene: haf
Product: leucine-rich repeat and fibronectin type-III domain-containing protein hattifattener
Molecular function (GO): protein binding
Source: RefSeq, a predicted model, not a curated record
GCAAUCGAAGUUGGUUAUGGGCUCUAUGCCGGCACCAAGAUGAGACCCGGCCGAACGAUAAUAGCAACCAGGAAUCUGCUCCUGCUACUCCCACUUGUUCUAGGAACGCUAAAUGGGGUCCAGGCUCAAUGUCCUUGGCAAAGGGAUGUCCCUGAUUUGCAGACAAGCUGCAUUUGUGCCUAUAACUUGGGCAGGGAACUAUCCGUGCAAUGUGAUCAGGUUGAUUUCCCGCAACUCCUGGAGGCCAUGAACACUCAUGCUCGACUGAAACCCGUGGAUUUGUUAUAUGUAAAUAACUCUUCGAUUCCAGAGCUGCCCGAGGCCAUCUUUAGCAAUUUGAGCCUUCAUAAUGUGCAACUUUCAAGCUGUGGCAUUCAACGGAUUGCAGCCGGUGCCUUCAAGGGUCAGGAGUCUGUGUUGCGAAAUCUCAAUUUGCAGGAUAAUCUGCUUACGGAAGUGCCUGUGGAGGCACUUCGUGUCCUGGGCAAGCUUAAUCUGUUGGAUUUAUCCAAAAAUCAACUUAGCCGCAUUCCCGACGAUGCCUUUGUGGGUCUGACAAAGCUCUCAACCCUCAAGUUGAACGAUAACAAUGUGACCCUCGCAGGGAGUGCAUUUCGAGGUCUCGAACAGAGUUUGAAAAACUUGAAUCUCAAGGGGACCAAACAGCGAAAGGUUCCGGAAUGCAUUCGAGGAUUGAAAAGUCUAGCUUUUCUCGAUCUCUCACAGAAUGGGAUCAAAGAGUUGCCCGGUGCGGGUGGUAUACGUGUCUUUGAUGGUCUGGAUGCUUUGACAGCCUUGAAUUUGGAAAGGAAUCUCAUCCAGAGUAUUGGUGAAACGGCCUUUGCGGGCGUUAGGAAGACCCUUAGUUCACUGAGUUUGCUCAAUAAUUUGCUGGCUGAAUUUCCCAUUGGUGCUGUGCACUCACUGAAAGAGCUACGCGUUUUGGACAUUGGAUUCAAUCUGUUGACCACAUUGCCAGAGGCAGCCUUUCGGGGCAAUCCUGGCAUCACUCUGCUAGCUUUGGAUGGCAAUCCCCUGAGCAGUGUGCCCGAGGGUGCCUUUGCCCAUCUGAAUGCCACACUGAGAGGUCUUUCCCUGGGAGGUAGAUUCUUACACUGCGAUUGUAAGCUACGAUGGGUGGCCGAAUGGAUACGCAAUGGAGACUUACAGGUAACAUCCCGGGAACGAAACCCACAGUUCUGUGGCACUCCACCACGUUUCCGGGACCGUGGCUUCUACUCCAUUCAGCCGGAGGAACUCAGUUGUCCGGACAUUGCCGAUGCCGCCCUCCGUGGACCCGUUGGCCUGGCCGAUAACCUCAAGCCAACAUUGCCCACCUCCCCCACCGUCGAUUCGGUGGAGUUUGAGACGGGAACGGGCACUGGAACAGGGUUGGGCACCGGCACAGCCGCAUCGGCUCCAGUGGGGAGCAGUGUGAGCAGUUCAACAUCGACAACGACACCCACAACGACCACGACGAUAACAACAACGCCGGAGCCAACCACCAAGAGGAGCACGACCCGUCCACCCACCAAGACAACAACAACAACUGCAUCUGGUACAACUUCAUCUCCAGCAACAAAUCUCUCUGUGAAUGGAACUGGGACAGUUCAGGCCACCUCCAUUACCACCACCAGCAGCAGCUCAUCCUCAUCCUCCUCCUCGUCAACGGGUCAUGGGAAUAGCAAACAGGCUCCAGGAUGGCGACAAGGUGUAACCAAUGGCAACGGCAAUAGUGGCGGAACUGGAGGACUUCAUAAGCCACAGAGACCACCACUUGUCCUGGGCUAUCCGCCCCAGAGGGGCACUCGCAUCGAUGAUGCCAACGAGGUGCAAGUGAAGCAUGCCUUCCGACAGGAUAGUUCCGUGAUCAUUCAAUGGGACUCGGACACGGCAAAUAUCCUGGGAUUCCGUGUGGUCUAUCGCCUGUUUGGUGAGAAGGCCUUUAAGCAGGGACCACCGUUGGAGGCCAGCGAAAGGGAAUUCAAGAUCAAGAAUGUCCCGGCCCAAGAGUGUAUCAUUGUGUGUGUCAUAUCGCUGGAGGAGCUGCAUGUUACCCCCGAGACAGUGCCCUAUCAGCAGUGCCGUGAAGUCAGGACGGUGGCCUCACAGGCCUCCAACAUGGAUAAGAUAACGAUUGCGGCCAGUGCGGCCAUUUGUGGCACCAUCAUUGUGGCCGUGAUUGUCUUCAUUGCUGCCAGCAGACGCUCCCGCAAACUGCAAAACAGCCAACAGAAGAGCCCGCUGCCAAUUGGAGGUCUGCCCGUUAAUUGCUGCGGUCCAACCGGUUCACCAGGACCACUUGGCUCCAUUGCAACGCUAUCGGCAUUUAACAAUCACAAGGAAUGGGAUCAGGUGUCUGCCUACAGUGGUCGCUCGAUACCUAGACCUCGCAUUUAUCCCGUGGAACAGCCAGAUGAUAUGCGUAGUCACUUUUCUGGCAUGCCUGGCAAGGUGGGCAAGUCAAGAUCCUUGGCGGAUGGACAAUCGCAGCAUAGUUUCUCAAACAAUUCACAUCGCGGCUAUUUGGGCAGCGCCUUUCCCUCGAAUUUGGUGAAUUCUCGCCCGGAAUUGCGUCAAUCCCGGCAAUCCUUGGCCGCCGCCUCGGAGCGUAUGUCAAGGGCUUCCUAUGCCGGCUCCAUACAUGGCGGAGGAGGAGGUGGCAAUGGAGGCGGAGCAGGUGCAGGAGGCGGUGCUCCCGUGAGCAGCCUAAUGGCCAUGAGCGGAAUGGUGGGUGGCGGUGGCCCCGCCAGCAUUGCCUCCAGUGCCCGAAGAUCGCGUCCGCGCUCCAGAUCACGCGAACAGCUAAAUGCCAGCCACAUACAUAACCAUCGACCGGGAAGUCGAUACUCGCAGGCGGGAUCGACGCAUACGCUGAACAAUUAUUGCGAUACAUCGGACAAUUGGACGGAUCAUGAUAUGGACAUCUAUAUGGCCCGAAAUCCGACAACGCGGAACGGUCUAGUGCCAUUAUGAGGGCGGCUUACGUUAUCCUGAUAUUUCAAUGUUGUAUUAAACUGGGAUGGCAUUUUCUGACAAUAUCUGACGCCGGCCAUUGAGGGGCAUGGUCGGCGUCAUCAGCAGCAACAACAGCAGCAGCAGCAAC